Molecule: messenger RNA, 783 nt
Organism: Scleropages formosus (Asian bonytongue)
Lineage: Eukaryota; Metazoa; Chordata; Actinopteri; Osteoglossiformes; Osteoglossidae
Gene: foxq2
Product: forkhead box Q2
Exons: 2
Coding region: 1-783 (260 amino acids)
Biological process (GO): cell differentiation; regulation of transcription by RNA polymerase II; anatomical structure morphogenesis
Molecular function (GO): DNA-binding transcription factor activity, RNA polymerase II-specific; RNA polymerase II cis-regulatory region sequence-specific DNA binding
Source: RefSeq, a predicted model, not a curated record
AUGGACAUAACAAGCAGCUGCAGCAGUGGCCGUGAGCGUCUUGGUCUGAGCUUCACGAUUGACUACCUCUUGUUCAACAAGGGCAGCAGAGGAAGUAGAGAGGAGGCCGUGACACAGAGGCCCACCGCUCAUUUGGCUCCCCAAGGGACUGCCAAGGACCAAAGUCCGAAAAACCCCGCAGACAGAGUCAACCUGAAACCGGAGACCCCGGAGGGAGAAUCCGAAAGGUCAGAAGAAGAGAACGAAGAGGGCGAGGGGAAAGAAGAUGGCGAGAAGGAGAGCAGCAGCUCAGAGAACCCUCAGGACAAGCCAACCCAGUCCUACAUCGCUCUGAUCUCCAUGGCAAUUCUGGCCUCGGAGGAAAAGAAGCUCUUGCUGUGUGAUAUCUACCAGUGGAUUAUGGAUCAUUACCCCUAUUUUAAGAAUAAGGACAAGAACUGGAAGAACAGUGUACGUCACAACCUCUCUCUGAACGAGUGCUUUAUCAAAGCUGGCCGCAGCGACAACGGCAAGGGCCACUUCUGGGCCAUCCACCCUGCCAACAUCCAAGACUUCUCCAAGGGGGACUACCACCGCCGACGUGCCCGCCGCAGGAUCCGCAGUGUCACCGGACAGCUCCCAUACCCCUUCCCUACUCUUUAUCCUGCUGUCCACCGCCCCAGAAGUGUCCAAUGCUGGUGCUGCCCGCCAGCCCACCAGCCCAUCGGCCACCCAGCCAGAAUAUACUGGAGCUGGGCUACAUUGCCUGUCCAUCGAGCCCCUACACUCCAUUCUUUUAUAUAA